Exaiptasia diaphana is the source of this 1621-nucleotide messenger RNA. RefSeq names its product cholesterol 24-hydroxylase. The coding region runs from base 48 to 1559 and encodes 503 amino acids. The record is from RefSeq and is a predicted model, not a curated record. NCBI's taxonomy places the organism in Eukaryota, Metazoa, Cnidaria, Anthozoa, Actiniaria, Aiptasiidae. Gene Ontology annotation, molecular function: heme binding; cholesterol 24-hydroxylase activity; iron ion binding. Gene Ontology annotation, biological process: cholesterol catabolic process. The transcript is spliced from 3 exons.
CUUAAUUGCUGAAAUACACCUGAUUUUGACCAACUUUCUCGAGUGCAAUGGCUCUACUGUUGAGUGUCGACGUUCUUCUCAAAGUUCUUUGUUUACUGACAUUUUUGGUGAUUAUUUUAUUUGUCUGUGCCGUCAUUUACAUUUACCACAAGCAUUCUCAAUAUCGUCACAUCCCAGGGCCGAAGAGAGACAGUUUCUUUCUGGGAAACGUUCCUACUCUGAAUGAGGAAAUAAAUGUGCGCCAACGAUGCAUUCAAGAUGUUUGGUUUGACUGGCAUUUAGAAUUUGGAGCAGUUUUCGUGUUUUGGGUAUAUUUUACUCCAGUCGCCAUGUUUUUAGACCCCGAGGAUGUCAAGAAAGUUCUGAUAACUUUAAACUUGCCUAAAGCGGGUCGUGUUUACAACAGGCUCGCUUAUGUMUAUGGACAGCGUAUGGCAGGGAAUGGGAUUUUAACCGAGUUAAACCACGAAAUCUGGAAGAAGAAGAGAAAAAGACUUGAUAAAGCCUUUCACAGAUCUUAUCUGAUGAAUUUAAUGGAGUCGUUCAAUAAAAUUUGUGAUAUCUUUUUGGAUAAGAUUGGAAAGAUGGCAGAUGGCAAAACUGAAGUUGAGAUGUCGGGUGAAUUUGGAAGAGUUACGUUAGAUGUUAUUGGAAAGGUUGGAUUUGGAAUAGACACUAAAGCAGUUGAAAGUGCAACAAGUCCAUUCCCAGUUGCUGUCACAGGUGUUCUAGAAGGAGUUGAAAGCUCAUUCCGAAACCCAUUUUGGAUGUUUAAAUUCUGGAACUGGCCCUAUCAAAAUGAAGUUAUAAAAACAGUUCAAUAUUUACGGCAGUUUGCUUUUAGCGUAAUUGAUAAAAGAAUCGCUGAAGGAAAUGGUGACCGCAAAGAUAUCUUGGCUCAUCUUGUUUCACUCAAAGAAUCUAGUGAAAAUGAAGAUUACCAGAUGGAGAACAUGGUGGAUGACUUUGGGACUUUCUUCUUGGCAGGACAAGAAACCACUUCCAAUCAGCUAGCAUUUACUUUGUUUGAAGUUCUGGAACAUCCAGACAUCAAAAACAGAAUCGUUGAAGAGAUACAAGACGUUUUGGGAGAAAAGCAGUUUGUUGCAUAUGAUGAUCUCGGAAAGCUGGAAUAUCUUGGAAUGACGUUGAAGGAAAGUCUACGAAUGCAUCCCCCAAUAGGUGGCACACAGCGCAUUCUUUAUCAUCAAGAGAUGAUUGGGGGUUAUAAUGUACCAGCAAAUACUCCAGUAAAUGUAUCAUACCACAUUACACAAAACAGCCCUCAUUACUGGAAAGACCCUGAAGUAUUUGACCCCACUAGAUUUGAAUUGAAGAAUAAAAUAGGGCGUUCAAGUACCCAAUACACACCUUUUUCCUCUGGGCCACGCACCUGCAUUGGGAAGACGUUGGCAGAAUUUGAAGCAAGAGUGAUAAUGGCAAGAUUGUUCCAGGAAUUUGAAUUGGAACUUGUUCCUGGUCAGAAGUUGGCCAUCACUCAGAAAACAACAAUUAGACCCAAGAAUGGUGUGAAGUGUUUUAUAAGAAGAAGAAAAUAGAUUGGUUUUGUCUGAUAGAAUUAAAUUUUUGGAAUUAAAAGUAAUUAUUAUUGAUCAUUACA